Messenger RNA from Lucilia sericata (common green bottle fly), 549 nucleotides. Its product is annotated as neuropeptide-like 4. The record is from RefSeq and is a predicted model, not a curated record. NCBI's taxonomy places the organism in Eukaryota, Metazoa, Arthropoda, Insecta, Diptera, Calliphoridae. The transcript is spliced from 2 exons. The coding region runs from base 128 to 307 and encodes 59 amino acids.
CAAAAUAGUUAAAAAUGAGAUUAACUAUUUGACAAAGUUGUCAACAGUAUAAAAACAUCGGCAAAUUGUUGAGUAAAGUAUCAAAAGCAUUUCAUUCGCAAAAGCUUAAACAACUCAACAAAACAAAAUGUUCAAAUUCGUCUUUGUCCUUAUUGCUGCCUUGUUCGCUGUCAGCAUGGCCUCUCCUUCUCCCUUGCCAGCUCCAGCUCCCCGUCCAGUGGCUAGUCCUGAACCUGCUCCCCAAUUCUAUACUCCUUAUGCCUACAGCGGUGGUUACUAUGCUUCUCCUUAUGCCUACUAUGGUUAAAAUUGUGAUGCCUUUAUUGCAUCUACAACAGCGAAGUAGUAGUGUCAAAUAUGUUGGGGAUUAGUCACAGAAUAGUUUCUUUUGCGCACACUACUAUGGAUUACGGUUAUUGACUAUUAAUUACGUUCACGGAGAAUAUGUUUAAUAUGCACGCUGGCAUAUGGAUUUUUGUUUAUUUUUCUUUCUAUCUUCUCUGUUGAUUCUUUAAUUUUUGUUUUAAUAAAAUUUUGCAUAAAAAAUUU